GGUAGUUCAGUUUUUGUUGGACGUUCAGUUCAGACCCGGACCCGGACCCAGACACCCCCUAAUACCUACCCAGAUAAGACUAAAACCCCAAGCUAAUUGCUUUGUCCGCGAUGGCCGAGGGCUUCAAGAAGUAUUUCAAUAGCACCACAAUGAACGGGCGUGCGAAUGUCGCGAAGGCUACGUAUGCAACGUUGGCGCUCGUCUAUUUGUUUUAUCGGGUGCGUCGCGGCAAGGAUCAGCCGCCAGCUGCCAAGGAGCCGACACUAGAGCCGAGCUGCAGCUGUGACGAGAAGCUGCCGCACUCAGAGAUCAUUGUUGAGCCGCCGGAUCGAGAUUGCGCCGUGUGCCGGGAGCGACGACCCAGAGAUGAUGGCUGCAAUGGACACAGUGAUCCGCCGCCGCCACCGCCGCCGGCGAGCAGUGCGCCGGCUCGCCGCAAGUGCCCCUGCGAGGAUCCGCACCGGCAUCUGGACUCGGGCAAGCCGCAGCACACACAGCAUCCGCCGACACAGCAGCAGCAGCGCCAGAGCAUGAAUGCAUCGCAAUUGGAUGAGGCGCAUCCGGCGCGUGAGCUAAUCUCCCAAAUGCAGGAGGCCGCCUCCCGAGUACUGCGCAACGUAAUUGGCGCCGUCAUGGGCGACACACCAUCCGCGGCCAGCGGCGAUUGCGAGGAGAACUGCAGCUGUUGUACGUCCAGCGCCGGCGCACCGGGCACGGCAACCGAUGUACUCGACUCCGGCGAUCAGGUGGAGGACGAGGCCUGCGACUACGAGUCGGACAGCCAGAUGCUGAAUCGCCAGCGGCGUACUGCGCCCCGCGCCUGCGUGCCCAGCAACACCAGCAGCGACACAGAUGACCCUUCCGAAACGGAACAGCCCGAGUCCGAGUCCGAGGCGCAGUCCCAGGCCACGGGGCAGACGCAACCGCCAUCGGCGCCACAGUCGCAGCCGCAGUUGCAGUCAACCACACAGUCGCAGUCGCAGCCGCAGCCGCCGACACGAUAUCGCUGCUUCGACGACGACUUUGCCUCCGAGAUGUUCUUUGAGGACUAUGAAGAGUGACAGAUUGAAGGAUUAACUAAGUCAACGCUUGGUUAGCGGGGUCAGGGGUUCGCGGCUUAUCCAACUAAAUUCUCAGUGAGCACGAUCUUUAGUACAUUUGGACUAGGCCUGCACAUCUACACCAAAUACAUAGUAUUCAUAGAUGAAGAAUAAACUCACCUUUCCGAAUCAUUUA
Drosophila montana is the source of this 1236-nucleotide messenger RNA. RefSeq names its product ras-associated and pleckstrin homology domains-containing protein 1. The record is from RefSeq and is a predicted model, not a curated record. The coding region runs from base 111 to 1061 and encodes 316 amino acids. Lineage: Eukaryota; Metazoa; Arthropoda; Insecta; Diptera; Drosophilidae. The transcript has 2 exons.